GGGCGAGAGAGAGAGAGGUGCAGUUGAGAGAGACAGCCUCUUAGAGCUGUGAGGCAGAAGUGAUGGAUUCGGCCCACAGAAAAGUGACAGUCUUCUCCUGACGGGCCACAGGCAGAACACAACCUGCCCCGGACUCAACUUAUUCAUCAGGAAACUACCUCCACCAACCAGCUCCACUCACCGCUCAUUUCCUGAGACUGUUCCAACUUUUUCAACUGGACUUUGGAACAAAUCUGCUCAAUGCAUGCUGAAGACUUUGUUUUUGUUGUUUUUUUUUCCUUCCAAAGUUGAGGCUCUGUUGCGGUAAUGAUAGUCCUUUAAUAACAGGCUUUGAGACCCACUUCACCCCUCCACUGCUGGAAUGGACUAAGGUGACAAAGAGCAAGUAACCAGACGAGCAGAGCGCAGAAAAAGGGGGAGAGGAGGACACAGACGUGCAGCUUUCACACUUGGGAUGACUUUCUUCCAGGAGAAACUUCAAACAGUCCUGGCAGGAGGGCAAGGCAACUGAGGGAGCGUCACCCGUACCGUGCACUUAUCUCGCUUUGGUGGGUUAGACACUAACUCAUGGAGCCCCCUUCAGCGGUCCUGCUGGGGCUCCUUCUAGUUUAUGGACUGGCCUGGGGCGUGCAGCAGACGCAGGGGAGCCUUUCAGACGGCGGCCAUGGCGGAGACAGGACCCAGGAAUUCGAGAGCAGCGAGGACGGUCUGGGGAGGGAGUUUCUCUACGCUGGCAGGAGCAAGCGCGCUCCGGCCGACCAGCAGCAGGACAAAUGCUCCUACACUUUCAUUGUGCCCCAGCAGAAAGUGACCGGAGCCAUCUGCGUGAACUCCAAGGAGCCGGAGGCCAUGCUGGAGAAUCGGGUCAAUAAACAAGAGCUGGAGCUGCUAAACGUGGAGCUGCAGAAGCAGAAAAGGCAGAUCGAGACCUUGCAGCAGCUGGUGGAGGUUGACGGGGGUAUCGUCAACGAGGUCAAGCUUCUGAGGAAGGAAAGUCGAAAUAUGAACUCCAGAGUCACUCAGCUUUACAUGCAGCUGCUCCACGAAAUCAUAAGGAAGAGAGACAAUGCCCUUGAGCUGGCACAGAUGGAGAACAAGAUACUGAACCAAACGUCCGAGAUGCAGCAGCUGACCAGCCGGUACAAAGAUCUCGAGCACAAAUACCAGCACCUGGCUUCUCUAGCCACCAACCAGUCGACUCUCAUCUCCAUCUUGGAGGAGCAGUGCCAGAGUCGACCUCCUCCCCGCCACGUCCCCGUCCCCGUCCCUCAGCCGCGGCCGCAGCCGCCUCCGCCGGCACCACCGCUCAACAAGCCUUAUCAGCCGCCCGCUCUUCCGCGGAUCAAUAACCCGAUCAGCAACGAGAUCCAGAGCGACCAGAAAUCUCUACCGCCUCUUCUUCCCACCAUGCCGGCCGGCACACACAGCCCGUCCACCACCGACAAGCCCUCCGGUCCGUUUAAGGACUGCCUGCAGGCCCUGGAGGACGGCCACACCGCCAGCGGCAUGUACUUGGUGAAGCCAGAGAACGCAAACCGGCUUAUGCAAGUGUGGUGCGACCAGAGACAUGACCCGGGGGGCUGGACCGUGAUCCAGAGGAGGGUGGACGGCUCUGUCAACUUCUUCAGAAACUGGGAGACCUACAAGCAAGGCUUUGGCAAUAUCGACGGCGAGUACUGGCUGGGUCUGGAGAACAUCUACUGGCUGACUAACCAGGGGAACUACAAGCUGCUGGUCACGCUGGAGGACUGGUCGGGGAGGAAGGUGUUUGCGGAGUACGCCAGUUUCAGGCUGGAGCCCGAGGCUGACUUCUACAAGCUGAGGGUGGGCAGAUAUCACGGCAACGCCGGGGACUCCCUCACCUGGCACAACGGCAAGCAGUUCACCACACUGGACAGAGACCAUGACGCCUAUACAGGAAACUGCGCCCACUACCAGAAGGGGGGCUGGUGGUACAACUCCUGCGCCCACUCCAACCUGAACGGCGUUUGGUACAGAGGAGGACACUACCGCAGCCGCUACCAGGACGGCGUCUACUGGGCAGAGUUCAGAGGAGGAGCGUAUUCCCUAAAGAAAGUCGUCAUGAUGAUCCGUCCAAACCCGAACACUUUCCACUGAACACCCCAGGAACACACACUGUGCUGCGUCGCCCAAUAAACUCCUUCACAGGCCUCAUAUCUUUUUUUGUUUUGGUUAAUCGUGGCAUCAGACCAAGUCGGAUGACCAAGAGAAAGAUGAUGUUAAAAGUGCAAUAAUCCAAAUAUCAGGGCGAGAAAAGGUCCCUCUAAUCAUGUAAUAAAUUUACAUGCUGUUACUCAGUUGUCUGUGCUUUUUUGUUUUUUUUUUUUUAUUUUAUUUUAUUUUAUGAGACAUAUAAAGACAUGCUCAUUGCUCAGGAGUUAUUUUAAAUGUGUUUUCGAACAAGAACCUUAGUUGGCAGUGCUUCAUUUGAUUUGAUUGAAUGAGUAGCUUUGAAAUAGGAACCCUAAAAUAUCUAUUUAGUGCGUACCGAGCAAACGAGGCUGACACAGGAAAUGUAUCCAGUGACUUACUUUUCAUUUCAUCAUUCAGACAUAUUUCAGACUAAUUUUACAGGGAAGGUAGCAGUAAACAGGUAACAGCUUCACUCUUCAGGGCUUUUUUUCCCAUUCCAGCAUAGUCUACAACGCAGCAUAAUCCCAUUUUUUUCUCUUAUACAGUGUUAUUCCAAACACCUGCAACUUUUAUUAAAAAAAACAAUAUUUAAAAACUGAAUCAUUAUGAAAAUCUGAUGAGGUGCCUUCUCUUUAUGUCCAACCUUUUUAGAGAAAUACGUGUUUUUUUAAACCUUGAAUUGCUUGAACAGGCAUACAUCAAUCUGCUUGAAUGGAUCAAGCAUCUGUAUUUACUGUAUAAAAAUAGUGGUUUGUUGAUGUCAAUAGAUCCGACAUAUUGCGUUUGUACAUAAGAUCUUUGUAAUAUAAUGUAUUAAAGCCUGUUAUGUCACUAUUAAAUUGCAAUAAAAUAUGUACAGCUUGGG
Salarias fasciatus (jewelled blenny) is the source of this 3019-nucleotide messenger RNA. It is a transcript of the gene angptl2b, whose product is annotated as angiopoietin-like 2b. The transcript has 5 exons. Bases 568 to 2118 code for a protein of 516 amino acids. NCBI's taxonomy places the organism in Eukaryota, Metazoa, Chordata, Actinopteri, Blenniiformes, Blenniidae. Gene Ontology annotation, biological process: blood coagulation. The record is from RefSeq and is a predicted model, not a curated record.